Symbiodinium natans is the source of this 1728-nucleotide messenger RNA. NCBI's taxonomy places the organism in Eukaryota, Dinophyceae, Suessiales, Symbiodiniaceae. The record is from the annotation of a GenBank genome assembly.
AUGGCACGAAGCAAAGAAUACAGUUUGGACAAAAUGGAGGCCGAAGAGCGUGUGAAAAUGGAAGCUGCUCAAGAGAAGGAAUGGGGCAACUGGCGAAACUUUGAGGCUGUCAAGGUGCUGGAUCCGACGAAGGCUGCAGAGUUUCUUCGAGAACAUCCUGGAACACAGAUUGUCCCGACCAGAUGGGUGCUGACAAACAAGGCUCAGCCCUGGGAAGAUGCCCGCUACAAGGCUCGCAUUGUGGUGCGGGGUGACCUGGAGCGGGGCGCUGCUGAGACUCGUACAGAUUCACCGACGGCAUCCUCGACAAUGGUCAACAUGUUGCUAGCUUAUGCGGCCAGCAACAAGCGAGAGCUCAUCCUGAAACCACCUCCUGGCGGCCUACCAGGAGUGGAAGAUGGCAGUCUGCUUUUGGCUGAGAAGCCAGUCUACGGAACGCGUGACGCCCCUCGAGGUUUCUGGAAACGCUUGCACUCCGUGAUCCUCUCGAAGGGCCUAAGGAAGAUCCCUGGCGAGAACUCCGCGUAUGUGCUCAAUGACUCGAACAAUAACAUCAUCGGGAUGCUCAUCUGCCACGUCGAUGACCUCCUAUGGGCCGGAGGAGAACGUAUGGAUGAGGUGAUGAACCAGAUACAGUUGGCCUUCGAGUUCGGGUCAUUGGAACUCGACAACAGCUUCGUCUACUGUGGACGCAACAUUGAGCAGAGCACUGAAGGCAUCAAGGUGACCUGCCCCAACACUGCAGCAAAGGUGAGGCCCAUUGUGCUAACCAGAGAAAGACGUCGUGAACGUGAUGCCGCAGCCACCGACAACGAGAAGGGGCAACUCAGGAGUGUCUUGGGGAGUCUAGGCUGGGUGACACGUGUGUGUCGUCCAGAUAUUGGCUACCAGGUCAACCAUCUCCAGAGCAUCCAAAAGAAUGUCGUCGUGAGCGACCUGAUUGCCUGCAACAACCUUCUGAACUACGUCAAGGAGACUCCUCAGCAUGGCCUCUUCUACCGCUACAACGCGGUUGACUUCAAUGAGGCCGCCAUCCUCUCCAUCACCGACGCUUCCUAUGGUGCAGACUAUGAUGUGGACGAGCACUAUGGUGUGCCUCUCGGGAAUCGUUCCCAGUCCGGAAGGAUCCUAGCUCUUGGAAACAAUGACUUCGCUUCGACCGGAACAGGCGACAUCUACAUGAUCGAAUGGCACAGCAAUGUGCUGAAGAGAGUGUGCCGCAGCACACUACAGGCUGAAACCCUUAGCCUCGUUCAGGGCUAUGAGGAGGCUGAACAUGUUCGGGUGCUGAUGCAUGGGCUCUACCACGAGAAGACGGGCUCUACCAACGACUUCAUGAUCGGCGCGAUGGAUGGACGACGCUUGGAGAUGUUCACCGAUUGCAGAAGCUUAGAAAGCCACCUGAAGCAGCCGGGACUUUCCACGGUUGCCGAUAAGCGCCUGGCUAUUGACCUCAGUGCCAUGCGCCAGCUGGUGUGGCGAGACUCUGGAGAGCUAGUUGGAGAUCCUGUUUACCAAGAUGCUCCUCCGCAAGCUUCCACAACCCGCGUGAGCUGGAUAGAGACCAAGACGAUGGUUGCCGACAGUCUGACCAAGCACAUGAAGUGUGAGCAGCUCUUGGCCUUGAUGCACGAAGGCAAGGUCACUUUCGACAUGAACAAAGAACAUUCGAAGAAGGCAUCAAUGAAGCAAGACAAGCAAGAUCGUCAAGCAUCAAUGAGUGGCUGA